Molecule: messenger RNA, 3071 nt
Organism: Trachemys scripta elegans
Lineage: Eukaryota; Metazoa; Chordata; Testudines; Emydidae
Gene: HLF
Product: HLF transcription factor, PAR bZIP family member
Exons: 4
Coding region: 197-1078 (293 amino acids)
Biological process (GO): regulation of transcription by RNA polymerase II
Cellular component (GO): nucleus
Molecular function (GO): RNA polymerase II cis-regulatory region sequence-specific DNA binding; DNA-binding transcription factor activity, RNA polymerase II-specific
Source: RefSeq, a predicted model, not a curated record
UUUUGUUGUGGGGCUUGGGUCGGUGUGUUGGGAAAGGGGCCAGCGCAGCCGAGGCUGGGGUAGCUCCGGCCAGGACUGAGCGAACGAGCUGUGACACCUCUCCCCAGCUCCAGCUCCGCUGAGGAUUUCUAGAGCUUGGGUUUUUUUUAUUAUUAUUAUUAUUAUUAUUAUUAUUUUAUUUUAAGCGAGAGAGAAAAUGGCUCGACCUCUCCCUUUGAACCCCACUUUCCUACCUCCGACUUACGGGGUGCUGAAAUCCCUGCUGGAAAACCCUCUCAAGCUGCCGCUAAAUCACGAAGACGCAUUUGGUAAAGAAAAAGACAAAGAAAAGAAGCUAGAUGAUGACAGCACCAGCGCAUCAGUCCCCCAGUCAGCUUUCUUGGGGCCAACGUUAUGGGACAAGACGCUGCCAUAUGAUGGAGACACUUUCCAGUUGGAAUACAUGGACCUGGAAGAAUUCCUCUCGGAAAAUGGAAUUCCUCCCAGCCCAGCCCAACAUGACCACAGUCCACACCAGCCAAAUCUCCAGCAAGCUACCUCAGCAGCACCCUCUGUCAUGGACCUCAGCAGCAGGGCAUCUACAUCAAUCCAUCCGGGCAUGGUGUCUCAAAAUUGCAUGCAGAGCCCAGUCAGACCAGGUCAGAUCUUGCCAACAAAUCGUAACACGCCAAGUCCCAUCGACCCUGAGACAAUCCAAGUUCCCGUGGGUUAUGAACCUGACCCUGCAGAUCUUGCUCUCUCCAGCAUUCCUGGCCAGGAGAUGUUUGACCCUCGUAAACGCAAGUUCUCUGAGGAAGAGCUCAAACCACAGCCGAUGAUUAAAAAAGCCCGUAAAGUCUUCAUUCCAGAAGAUCUGAAGCAGGAUGACAAAUACUGGGCAAGACGUAGAAAGAACAAUAUGGCUGCCAAGCGAUCGAGAGACGCCCGGAGGCUGAAGGAAAACCAGAUUGCCAUCCGCGCCUCUUUCCUGGAGAAAGAGAACUCAGCCCUCCGCCAAGAAGUGGCUGACUUACGGAAAGAGCUGGGCAAAUGCAAGAACGUGCUGGCGAAGUAUGAAGCUCGGCACGGGCCCCUGUAAAUGGCGAUUUUUAUUCCUUCUUUUUUGUUGUGGGUUGGCAUUUUAAUAGAUGGACAAUGUGUUUCCUGUUUGAUAGCACCACACCCAAACCAACCUGUCUGUCAUCAGCACUUUACCAGAAGCAGAAACAAAACUGACUUACUAUUAUUAUUUUUCAUUUGUGUAUGCGUGUGUGUGCACAUCUCAGCGUUUUCAUGAACCCCUCUUCAAAGGGUGACACAUUUUUACCUGGACUAUUAAGAACUGCCAUAGUAUACUUCUCUUUUUUUUUUUCUUUGGUCAGUGCUGCUUCUGAUUAGGAUUUUUAUGUUGUUCUAAACAGUUUCAUCCUCACCAUUUACUUGCAAAGGUCCCAGUAAAAAUAAACCAUAACAAUUAAAAAAAGGUAGAUCUCAGUUUUCAAGAGUAACAAGCUAUUGUUUAAUUAUGUCUAAUCAGAAAAGUUAACAUGCUAAUGAAGUGCACAAACAAUAAUUCAGUACAACACUACAGAAAUAUUAAUUUAUAGAUUGCUUUUGUUGUAUUUUAAGUUUUGGUGAUAGCUGUCUUCAGAUUUAAAGUGCUGUUAGACUGAGUUAGGUCUGCUCAUUAGAGAUCCCAUUAUGACUUAUCUAUAUCUACUAAGUCUCCUUUUAUUUCCACAAACGCCAGAUAGAUAGGAGUACUAUUAAUAGAAUACAGAGUGUGUAUUUUGCACUGUCUGUACCUAAAGCAAUAAUCCUAUUGUACACUAGCGCAUGCUGCCUGGGUGUUACUAGUGGACAUAGGAUGACUUCCCUACCUAAUAAGAGUUUUAAUGUCUUAUAAAUAAAAGACCCAUUGAUAUGAGCAUGGUGAAAGCAUCCCUGGAACAGAAUGUGUGUAUGAAAGAGAGAGGACAAUUAGUCGAUACAAGAACAAAAUUAAAAAGUAUCAAAUCAGAUUUGAUGUUGAAAUUAGAGGAGUUUUUCUUUUAGUUUUCAUUUAAUUUUGCAUUGCUCCGAGUCCCAUUUUGUGAUUAAUUAACUAUUCAUUUUUCCACUUUUUGUAAUAUAUUUUCUGAGGAUUAUAUCUUGCUGUUUUAAAAUCAUUUUUAUUCAGUUAGGAGAGUCACUGUUUUGCAAACCGCACUUUUUCUAGUGAUGUUAUUUUGAGCAUGUCUUGAACUGAUUGUUCUGAACUUUAUCCUGUUUUCUCUCUACCUGCUUUUGAACAUAUGUUCUGUUACAAAGUGGACUUCUGAAAACGAAUGUGAGAAACACUGGUGAAUUUCAGAAGGCCAUGGUGUUGUCAUAUACUGUGGUUAAUCUAAUCAAUUUAUAUGUUUACUAUAGACCAAAAGAAUAGAUAUUAUAAAAUGUAUAAAGUUUAUACAAAAUAAUUAUAGUAUGGGGUGUUUUGUACAGUAUUUUUCAAAUACAAAUACUGACAGUGUAUUUUGAAAGACAUAUUAUAUAUAGCAAAGAAAAAGAAAAGGUUAUUCCAUGUUUAAAAUAUAUAGUAAAGAUCUAUAUUCACCAAUAUUGUACAGAGAGGAAGUGCUUUAGGUUUUUUGAGCUCUUUAAUAUUUUAAACCUACCACUGACACAUCAGCAUAUGUUGUGCUUUAAAUUGAAAACUUCCGAAGGUAAUACGGCUUGACAGGGUGAUUCAUAUAACUAAAAUAUUAAAAGGCUUUAUAAUUUUCCAUCAGAAACGUAUAAAGAAUGUGUUUGACACAGACAAAGCACAACAUAGAGUUUAGUCAAAUAUAUAUUGGACAAUGCAAUAUUUUGUAGAGGCAGAAAAAUAAUGUAGACUACAAAAAAAUCUCAUGCUCAUUUCAAAUCUGCUGCUGCUAGAAUUUGUUUCCAUCUGAAAUUCUUAAUAAAUAGCCUUGGUCAUUUAUACACUUUUAUGUAUUGCAUACAUUUAUUUACCUCUGAGGAAAAUACGGUGCUACAUAUCUGGCUCACAUAGUUUUCUAGGGUGUGUGUUUUUUUUUUUUUUUUCUUCAAAUAAAAAUGGUUGUUCA